Xenopus tropicalis (tropical clawed frog) is the source of this 1141-nucleotide messenger RNA. RefSeq lists its product as uncharacterized. The coding region runs from base 185 to 814 and encodes 209 amino acids. The transcript has 6 exons. Lineage: Eukaryota; Metazoa; Chordata; Amphibia; Anura; Pipidae. The record is from RefSeq and is marked predicted.
AGUGUCCGGCACUGCGCUGGGACUGGGACUGAACGACCGGUACAAGAAGCUGAGUGGGGAGAGAAGAUGCCGGCACCCUAGCAACUGCCCCCCCUAGCAACUGUCCCCCUAGCAACUGUCCCCCUAGCAACUGCCCUUCCUACCCGAGUCUGCUGCUCACUGACAGCUAGGGCCGCUAAUCCAAAUGGAUGCGCUGGAGCGGGUUCUGACUGAGGAUGAGGAGAAUCUCCUGUGCUACAGCGUCGCUGAACUGGAGAGCUUCGUGCAGCUUCUCUCGGAUAAAGUGAAGGCCGACAAGGAGGUUCUGGAACAAAUGAAGGCCGAGGUGCUGGAUCUGGAAGCCGAGACAGCGGAGAGGGGCGCAGAGAGAGAGCUCUAUGCUUCCAUGGUGGCACAGGCGGCCGGGGUGAGCGAUGCCCUCACAGAGGAAGCCCAGACGCUGGCACAGCUACGCUCUGUGUCCCAAGAGCUGACAAACCAAACGGCUGAUUCUGAUGGGAACGCCAGUGUGCGCAGAGAUGCUCGGUGUGACCAGCAGAAGCCUGAAGUAGACGCAGAGUUGGCCAUCGCCUCUUAUCAACACAAGGAAAAGCUGCUCCUGCAGGAGAGAGACCAACUGCAAAGCCAACUGCAAGAUACAAAGGCAGCUCUGGCCGAGGCUCAGCUCCAGCAGCAAAAUGUGGAUAGAGAGCUGUUGGCGCUACAGCCGGACCCGCCCCCAGAGAGAAGCGACGCAGACCAGCUGCUAGACGAAUGCAUUAAAGAGAUGGGCCUAUUGCAGGUUCUGCCGGACACAAAGCCAAAAAGGAAAUGAGCAUCGGAGCAGCCAAUCGCUCGCUUUGAUACCCAGAGAGACAUUUGGGAGGAAGUUAAGAAUAUAAAUUACAUUUCGGAGCUUGAUUUCAGAACCGCACAUUUAUAUGAUAUAUUUUUUUACUUUUGCUUAAACCCCUUUUUUUUUUAUAUAUGUUUUUCUACUGAAAAUGAGAAAAUAAUUUUAUUUUUGCAGAUUUUGCUUUUGUCUGUGAUAAUUUUAUUGUUUUGAGUUUAUUUGCACUGCCCUAAUCUACCUGCAGGGGGCGAGGUACGCCUUUCAAUUGCACUGAUGCUUUAAAAUAAACAGGAGUUGUUUUGUUUUUAA